CGCGCGCUGAAAAACGGACUCCGGCGGGCUGUGCGCUAAUGAAGAAAUAACCGGACUGGAAAAAUGAAAACCCUAUCUCUCUUCACAGUCAUUGCGUUGCUAUGGCAAUGCAGUCUAGCUCAGCAAAGGGGUUUGUUUCCGGCGGUGUUAAACCUGGCCUCGAUGGCAGACAUCACAUCGAACGCCACGUGCGGGCAGGAGGGGCCAGAGAUGUACUGCAAACUGGUGGAGCAUGUCCCGGGCCAGCCUGUCAGAAACCCACAAUGUCGUAUAUGUAACCACAGGAGUGACAGAGCCUUCGAGCGGCAUCCCAUUGAGUAUGCCAUUGAUGGGACAAACAGAUGGUGGCAGAGCCCCAGCAUCAAGAAUGGUAUGGACUACCAUUACGUAACCAUCACUCUGGACUUAAAGCAGGUGUUUCAGAUCGCCUAUAUGAUCUUGAAGGCGGCCAACUCCCCCCGUCCAGGCAACUGGAUAUUGGAGCGCUCGCUGGAUGGCGUCACCUUCACCCCGUGGCAGUACUACGCCAUCACGGACACCGAGUGCCUGACCCGCUACAACGUGUUGCCCCGCACGGGGCCCCCGUCUUACACGCGGGACGAGGAGGUCAUCUGCACGUCCUUCUACUCCCGGAUCCACCCGCUCGAGAACGGAGAAAUCCACACGUCCCUUAUCAACGGUCGUCCAAGUGCAGAUGACCCCUCCCCGGCCUUGCUCAACUUCACCUCGGCCCGUUACAUUCGGCUGCAGUUCCAGCGAAUCCGAACGCUCAAUGCUGACCUCAUGACCCUGGCUCAGAAUGACCCGCGGGAGGUGGACCGCAUAGUUACCAGACGUUAUUACUACUCCAUUAAGGACAUCUCCGUGGGGGGCAUGUGUAUCUGCUACGGCCAUGCCAAAGCCUGCCCUCUCAACAACCAGACCAAGAAAUUCAGCUGCGAGUGCGAGCACAACACGUGUGGCGAGAGCUGCGACCGCUGUUGCCCUGGAUACCACCAGCAGCCCUGGAUGGCAGGGACCUUCCUGACGCGCCAUGUCUGCGAGAAGUGUAACUGCCAUGGGAAGUCGGCGGAGUGCUACUUCAACCAGACGGUGGCGGAGAGAGGGCUGAGUCUGAACGUGCGGGGGGAGUACGAGGGCGGUGGCGUGUGCCUGGGCUGCUCUGGGAACACGGCCGGCAUCAACUGCCAGACCUGCGCCGAGGGAUACUACAGACCCGUCGGGGUGAAACCAGAAGUGGCGGACCCCUGCAGACCCUGCUCCUGUGAUCCUAUUGGCUCUCUGCACAGCACCUGCAUCCCUGAUGAGUUCCAGGUUGAGAGGGAGCUGACGGCUGGGUCCUGCCACUGCAAGCCUGGCUAUGGAGGUGAGAAGUGCCAACGCUGCGACUUUGGCUACACCGGCUACCCCCACUGCGUGCGCUGCAACUGCAGCCUGGAAGGCAGCACCAAUGAGGACCCCUGUCAGUCACCCUGCACGUGCAAGGAAAACGUGGAGGGAGAGAACUGUGACCGCUGCAAGCUGGGCUUCUACAAUCUCCAGGGCAACAAUCUCCACGGCUGUGAAAAAUGCUACUGCUCUGGUGUGGCCAGUGAAUGCUCCAGCUCCCAGUGGGCCUACAUCAAUGUGACUGACAUGUCUAGCUGGUUCUUGACUGAUCCAUCAGGAGAAGGAAAGUUGUGGCCAAACAGGGACUCAGCCCAGCAGUUGAGCAUCCGCAACCAAGAUGCCCGGAGGCACCUGUCCAGUACCUACUACUGGAGUGCACCUGAGCAUUACCUGGGCAACAAGCUUGCAGCAUACGGAGGCAGCCUGGUCUACAGCGUCUCCUAUGACACCCAGAGAAAAGAUAAGGUGGUGCGCAUCGUCACCGCCGCUGAUGUCAUCAUAGAGGGUAAUGGGAUGAUUCUGAUGGACGGACCGUACGGUCAGGCGGUCUACCCGUACGCCAAGAGCACCAAGCGCCUGGCGCUGCGUCCAGAGAGCUUCCUGCACCGAGACACGCAGCAGCCUGUCAGUAAGAGGGACUUCAUGGCUGUGCUGGGCAGUCUGAGCAGACUGCUCCUCAGGGCCACCUACAGCGAUGAUGAGGGCGCCAUCUACAGACUGAGCUCGGUAUCUCUGGAGGAGGCCAGUGAAUCGGCUGUGGGGGAGGUGAGAGCCACUGCAGUGGAGACGUGCCGCUGCCCCCACGGCUACAGCGGAAACUCUUGCGAGCUUGACAGGGUAACGCACUUUGGUAAUGACAAGGGGUGUUUGUCUGGGUACCGAAGAGUUAAUGGCACUAUUUUUAAAGGCAGCUGUGAACCAUGUAUCUGCUCUGGCCAUGCGUCUGAAUGUGAUGUCCUCAGUGGAGUAUGUCUGGGUUGCCGUGACCACACGACAGGGCCUCAUUGUGACACGUGUGCCCCCGGUUACUACGGAGACGCUACCAAGGGAACGCCCAAUGAUUGCCAACCAUGCGCGUGUCCACUGUUGAUUCCCUCCAACAACUUCAGCCCAACGUGCCAGCUGGGCCGCGACGGGGAGUUGGUGUGUGACCAGUGCCCGCCAGGAUUCGCUGGACCUCGAUGCGACAGCUGUGCUAACGGCUACUUCGGGCAGCCCGGCGUGCCGGGGGGGUCGUGCCGGCCAUGCGAGUGUAACGAGAACCUGGACCUCUUGGCGCCCCGCAGCUGUGACCCCGUGAACGGAGCCUGCCUGAGGUGCCGGGAGGGCUACGGGGGCGCGACCUGCGAGACCUGCGCCAACGGAUUCUACGGAGACGCCAUCGAUCUUAAAAACUGCCAGCCUUGUCAGUGCCACCCUAAUGCCUCGCGGUCGGAGGUGUGUGAUAAGGAGACAGGCCAGUGCCAGUGCAAGCAGCAUGUGGUGGGACGGAAGUGUGAUGAGUGCAUGCCCAACUACUGGUGGAACACGGAGCAGCGUCAGUGCCGUGCGUGCGGUUGCAGUCGGCGGGGCUCCAUGUCGCAGCGUUGCGACGCCGAGGGCCGCUGCAUCUGCCGGCCGGGCUUCGUGGGCCACCACUGCGACGUGGCGCGGCCGGCCGGUGCGUCCGAGCGGAGGAGGGAGACGCAGCGGCCCGUGCUGCAGGUGCCCAUCCAGCAGGUGGAGCGCUGGGGCUCGAGCGCAAGCCGUGGAGGCUGCCCCAGAGGAGCGUACCGCCCCGCGUCGCCGGAGACCCAUCCUGACUCUGCCCGUGGCUGCGUGCCUUGCCACUGCAACUCCUUCGGCUCCAAGUCAUUUGACUGCGACGAGAACGGUCAGUGCCGUUGUCAGCCUGGCGUGACCGGCCAGAAGUGUGACCGCUGCAAGCCAGGCCACUUCAACUUCCAGGAGGGCGGCUGCACACCAUGCGAGUGUUCCCAUGUGGGAAAUAACUGUGAUGCCAACACGGGCCAGUGUAUCUGCCCCCCCAACACUGUGGGCGAGAGGUGCGACAAGUGCGCCCCCAACCACUGGGGUCACGACAUCCAGACCGGCUGUAAGGCGUGCGUGUGCAACGUGGUGGGCUCCAUGAGCCAGCAGUGCAACAUCAACACGGGCUGCUGCCAGUGCCGCGACCAGUUCACCGGCAUCAAGUGCAACGAGUGCAAACCGGGUCACCGCGACUUCCCACAAUGCAUCGCCUGCGAGUGCGACCCGGCCGGCUCCUCGGCCGACACCUGCGACGCCGAGCACGGCGCGUGCGCCUGCGCUGACCGCACGGGACAAUGCUCCUGCAAGGCUAACGUUGAGGGGCUGAACUGUGAUCAGUGUCGGGCAGGCACCUUUGGGCUGAGCCUCAGUAACCCACUGGGCUGCAGUCAGUGCUACUGCUUUGGCUUGAGCAGCAGCUGUGCUGAAGCACAAGGGCUUAUCCGCAUGUGGCUGACCCUGAUGCCAGAGCAGACCGUGCUGCCACUUGUGGAUAAGUCCAACCAGCAGGACACCACCCAUGGCGUGUCCUUCCAGCACCCCGAGAUCCUCGCCAACGCCGACCUGGUCACCCAGAGGCUGAGCGAGCCCUACUACUGGAGACUGCCUAAGCAGUUCCAGGGCUCUAUGAUCACAGCCUACGGUGGGAAGCUGAAGUACGCCAUCUACUUCGAGGCGCGCGACGAAACGGGCAGCACUUCCUACGAGCCGCAGGUGCUCAUCCAGGGCGGGCCCAACAGGGACAAGGUGAUGGUCCGCCACCUACCGGGCCUCCAGAUUGGCCAGCUGACCCGUCACGAGAUUGACAUGACAGAGCAUGAGUGGAAGCAUGCGGACAACAGGCCGAUGACCCGUGAGGACUUCAUGGACGUGCUGUUUUACGUGGACUACGUCCUCAUCAAGGCCUCCCACGGCAACAUGAUGCGACACAGCAGGAUCUCGGAGAUCUCUAUGGAGGUGGCCGAGCAGGGCAGACCGUCCCCCUUGAGCCCCCGCGCCCAUCAGAUCGAGAAGUGCGACUGUCCCCCCGGUUACUCAGGCCUGUCCUGUGAGGAGUGCGCUGCCGGGUUCUAUCGCCUGUCUGUGCGCACCGGGGGCCCGGCGUCCAGGGCUGGCAUCGGCAGCUGCAUGAAGUGCCAGUGCAACGGGCACAGCGACACCUGCGACCCCGACACCUCCGUCUGCCAGAGUUGUCAACACAACACGGAAGGGGACAAGUGUGAGCGCUGUGCCCAGGGCUACUACGGGGUGGUGCGCGGCUUCACCAACGACUGCAAGCCCUGUGGCUGCCCUCUCACUAAUCCGGAAAACAACUUCAGCCCCACGUGUGUGACAGAGGGCAUCAAUGACUACCGCUGCACCGCCUGCCCCGAGGGCUACGAGGGCAAGUACUGCGAGAGGUGUGCCACCGGUUUCCAUGGCGACCCGCGGGCGCCGGGCGGGCGCUGCGAGGAGUGUAAGUGUGAUGCCUGGGGGGCGCUGCCGCACCCCUGCCACCCCCUGACGGGCCAGUGCCAGUGUCGCCCGGGGUCCAGCGGCCUCAAGUGUGACCAGUGCAUGGAGAGGCAUGUGUGUGGGCCUGAUGGGAUCGUGUCCUGUGAUGACGACUGCGCCGGUCUUCUCAUCAGUGACAUGGACAAGCUCCUGCGUCUCAUCAACAAUGUCAAUCUGACCACUCCUCUGCCUCCGCCCUACAAAGUGCUCUACCGCUUCGAGAACAUGACCGAAGAGCUCAAACACAUGCUCUCGCCACAGAGGGCGCCAGAGAGGCUGCUGCAGCUGGCCGACAGCAACCUAGGAAGCCUGGUGACCGAGAUGGACGAGCUGAGGAGCAGGGCCACUAAAGUGUCCGCUGAUGGGGAGCAGACGGACGCAGACGCCGAGAGCACCCACAAGAGAGCGAAGGACCUCGAGCAGUUCAUCAAAGAUACGCUGCUGGCCGCCGAAGCCCUGCGAGAUAAAGCUCAAGACCUGAAUGCCACCCUGGGCCGUCGCGAUGGCGCCCCCGAGAAGAGCCUGAACGAGAUGCAGCGUGAGAUCGAGGCCAUGCUGGCUGAGAUGCGCAAGCGCCAGCUCUCCGGCAAGAAGGUGAUCGCCGAGGACGAGCUCGGUGCUGCUGAGGCCCUCUACCAGAAGGUCAAGCGUCUCUUCGGGGACCCCCACCAGGCCACCGAGGACCUGAAAGCCGAGGUGACGGGCAAGAUGGACGACCACCACCACAAGCUCAACGACACCCAGGAGCUGCUCAAGGAGGCCCAGGACAAGAUCAAGGAGGCCGGAGGGCUCUCUGACGCCAACCAGCGCAAACUGGACGCCCUGCAGCGUAAGAACAAGGCUGCUCUGGCCGGAAAGAAGGCCACAGAGGCCGUGCUGGAGGAGGGCGAACGCCUGCUGGACGAGGCCAACCUGCUCUCUGACAACCUCAACCAGGAGAUUGAGGACCUGGACUCUAUGAGCCGUGAGCUGACCCCGCUGCAUGACCAGCUGGACUACCGGGUGGGGCGCCUGACCAGCGGCCUGAGUGAUAACACGCUGCCCGAUCUGCUGCUGAGGGCCGAGGGGCACGCCGCCCAGCUCAACGAGUCGGCCGCCAUACUGGACGGCAUCCUGGCCGACGCCAAGAACCUUUCCUUCAACGCCACCGCGGCCUUUAACGCCUACAGCAACAUCAAAGACUUCAUCGAGGAAGCAGAUAAGGUCGCCAAAGAAGCCAAGGCCCGGGGAACAGAAGCUGUGCAACUGUCCACUGGACCAGAUGGCCCGGUGAAGGAGCAGGCCCGAUUCUCGGUGCAGAAGAGCCACCGCUUACUGGACGAGGCUAAGAAGCUGGAGAACGAUGUGAAAGAGAACGGAGAGACCUUGGAGAAUCUGAAGGGCAGGAUGAAGGCAACGGGCCUGAAGAACGCCGGUCUGAUGAAGGACCUCAACGACACCCUGGGAAUGCUGGCUACCAUCCCCAAUGACACAGCGGUGAAGAUCCAGGCCACCAAGGAGAAGGCGGGCGAGGCCAAUGAAACGGCCAAUGAUGUGCUGGCACGCCUCCGCGACAUGAACCUCAACCUGAUGGGCAUCCAGCGCAACUACAGCAAGCUGGCUGACGACGUGAGCAAGGCCAACAACAUGAUCCAGGACCCCGACAAAAACACGAUAAUCCAUGCAGCAGGGGCUAAAGUCCGGGAUCUGGAGAACGAGGCGGAUCGUCUGCUGGAGAAACUGAAGCCCAUGAAGGAGCUGCAGGACAACCUGAAGAAGAACAUCUCCCAGAUCAAAGAGCUCAUCAACCAGGCCCGCAAGCAAGCCAACUCUAUCAAAGUGUCCGUCUCUUCCGGAGGAGACUGCAUCCGUGCCUACCGGCCCGACAUUAAGAAGGGCGGCUACAACACCAUCGUCCUCAACGUCAAGACCACUACGGCCGACAAUCUGCUCUUCUACCUGGGCAGUGCCAAAUAUGUGGACUUCCUGGCCAUUGAGAUGCGUAAGGGCAAGGUCAACUUCCUGUGGGACGUGGGCUCAGGAGUGGGGCGCGUGGAAUACCCAGACCUGGCAAUCCACGACGGCAACUGGCACCGCAUCGAGGCCACACGGAGUGGCUUGAACGGCAGCAUCUCUGUGCACCCUCUGGAAGGGCCACGAGCGGGCAUCCUGCCCACCACCACCAGUGCCCUCUCUCCACAGACAUUCACCAUCCUGGACGUCGACCAGAAUGCCUAUCUGUUCGUGGGCGGGAUUUUGGGCACAGUGAAGAAAGCGGACGCAGUGAAAACCACCACCUUCAAUGGCUGCAUGGGAGAGGUGUACCUGGACAAGAAGCCCAUUGGCCUGUGGAACUACAGAGACAGGGAAGGAGACUGUAAAGGAUGCGCUGUGAGUCCCCAGCCAGCGGAUUCAGAGGGGACUGUUCAGUUUGACGGGGAGGGCUAUGCAGGAGUGAGUAAACCCACGCGCUGGAACCCCAACAUCUCCACUGUCAUGUUCAAGUUCCGCACGCUAUCCUCCAACGCACUGGUCAUGUACCUCGCCACCAAAGACAUGAAGGACUUUAUGAGUGUGGAGCUGGCCGACGGCCGUAUAAAGGUCAGCUACGAUCUGGGCUCAGGCACCGGCUCCGCCACUACCACCAGACGCUACAACGAUGGCAAAUGGAAGUCCUUCACCAUGUCCCGCACAAAGAACCAAGGCACAAUGACUGUAGUGGACGUGGAGAGUGGUGAGGAGGAGAGGGUGGGCGUGGCCUCCAGAGGCAGCAGCUCUGGACUCAACCUAAAGGACGAGCGGCUCUACUUUGGCGGCUUACCUGUCAUAGGCAAUUACAGUACCAAGUCAAGGCCUGAGGUCACCACAAAGAGAUAUGCUGGCUGCCUGAAAGACAUAGAAGUUUCCAGAACGCCAUACAAUUUACUGAGUAGCCCAGAUUACACUGGUCUAUCCAAGGGCUGUUCCAUAGAGAACCUGCACACGGUCAGUUUCCCCAAGCCGGGCUUCAUGGAGUUGCCACCGGCGCCGUUCAGCGUGGGCACUGAGAUCUCGCUCUCCUUCAGCACCCGCAGCGACUCGGGCAUCAUCCUCUACGGCAAGGGGGGCAUCCCGCUCUUCCAGACGCCCAGGAGGAGGCGCAGGCAGACAGGAGAGCCCUUCCUGCUGGUGCAGCUGAAUAAGGGAGACCUGGAGGUCCUGGUGUUCACAGGCAGACAGAUCCCACGCGAGAUCAUCCGCAAGCCCGACAAGGACAUCCUGCACGACGGACGCGAGCACUCGCUUCGCAUCGAGAGGGUCGGGGGGGCGUUUUCCGUGCUGGUGGACGAGGAUCAGAGGUUGGAGCACGUCCUGUCUAACGGCCAGCCUUUGAACAUAGAGCGUCUGUUCGUCGGCGGCCUGCCUCCGGAUGUGGAGGCCACCACCCAGCGGGCCAACCUGCCCUUCGAAGGCUGCAUCUGGAACCUGCUCAUCAACACUGUCCCGGUGGACUUCUCCCGACCAGUGGCCUUCGAGAACGCUGAGAUAGGGCAGUGUCCCAACCUGGCACCUCCCCCACCACCUGGCCCGCUACCUGAGGAAGAGGAGGAGGAGGAGGAGGAGGAAGAGAAGCCGGGGCCACCCACUGCAGCAGCACCCGUACAGCCACCUGUUGCACCAUCUACCAUCUCCUGUGCUGCCGAGGCGGCUCCGGGAGUGCUGGAGCUGGCCAAGCAGUUUGGCCUCGCCAGAAACAGCCACAUGGCCUUUGCAUUCGACGACACCAAGGUCAAGAACAGGCUGAUCAUCGAGUUUGACAUCCGCACGACGGCCGAGUCAGGCCUGGUGUUCUACAUGGCCCGCAUCAACCAUGCCGACUUUGCCACGGUGCAGCUGAAGGAGGGCCAAGCCCACCUGGGCUUCGACCUGGGCAGUGGCAACACGUCUGUCGGCGUGCCACGCACUAUCAGCGACGGCCAGUGGCACAAGAUCCGGGUAGUGAGACAGAAGCAACUGGGCAUCUUGACGGUGGAUGGCCGCUUCUCCAAGCAGACCAAGAGCCCCAAGAAGGCCGACAUCCUGGAUGUAGUGGGCAUGCUCUACAUCGGUGGUCUUCCAAUCAACUAUACUACCAAGAGGAUCGGCCCAGUGGUCUACAGUAUUGAUGCUUGCAUUAGAAACUUUAAAAUGCUUGGCACAGAAAUGGACCUUGAAAACCCUACAUCCAGUUAUCGUGUUGGCACUUGUUUUGCCAACCCCGAAAAGGGCACCUACUUUGAUGGCACAGGCUAUGCCAAAGCAGUGGCCACAUACAGAGUUGGUCACGAGGUGUCGGUGGAGCUAGAGUUCCGCACGUCUCGGAGUGAUGGAGUUCUCAUGGGCGUCAGUAGCCAGGUGCUCGAUGGAAUGGGCAUUGAGCUGCACAAUGGCAAGCUUCUCUUCAGUGCUGAUAACGGCCCGGGCAUCGUCACCGCCAUCUACGCACCCGAGGAGGAGGCGGGGCUCUGCGACGGCCAAUGGCACACUGUCUCUGCCCGCAAGCUGAAGCACCGUCUAGAGCUGGUGGUGGACGGCAACCAAGUGGAGGCGGCCAGCCCCAACACCGCUUCCACCUCCGCCGACACUAGCGACCCCAUCUACUUCGGCGGAUACCCAGUGGGACUGAAGCAGUUUGGACUCACCACUAGCGCGCCAUUUAAGGGCUGCAUACGCAACGCCAAGAUCAUCAAGGGUGGCAAGGUCCUGGACGUCCAGUUCAACAAGGCCCUGGAACUGCAAGGGGUCCAGCCACUCACUUGCCCUGCUGCUUAAAACCGACCAAACCUGACCCACUGAUCCAGGACCUAUCCUCUAGGCCAAGAUUUGGAAAAACAUCAAAAAUCAAAAUCAGCUGAAAACCAAAAAGAGACUAUGAAAGGCCACUCCUAGCUGGUUCAAAGCAAAGAGCACUGGUCCAGCAGAGUGUUUAUUAAUGCCCAACCAUGUGAUGAUAGUAAACCAAUACUGAGUCUUGAUUGUGGACCUUUUAAAAUAAACAAUACAAGGAUGUUGUGUUGCAUGUUUCUGCGGAAGGUUCUGGAUAAAUGUUUGUCAUCCUGUUUGUCAGCAGUUCAGUGUUCCCUGUAGCUUUGUUGCAUGGUGUGUUGAGACUCGCUGUAUGGUGUUUGUUGCAGUAUUUUCAAAUAUACUCCCCCCUGAAGGCACUUAAA
Messenger RNA from Alosa alosa (allis shad), 10079 nucleotides. RefSeq names its product laminin, alpha 2 (gene lama2). Gene Ontology annotation, biological process: axon guidance; regulation of cell adhesion; cell adhesion. Gene Ontology annotation, cellular component: basement membrane. Lineage: Eukaryota; Metazoa; Chordata; Actinopteri; Clupeiformes; Clupeidae. The transcript is spliced from 67 exons. The record is from RefSeq and is a predicted model, not a curated record. Bases 64 to 9681 code for a protein of 3205 amino acids. Gene Ontology annotation, molecular function: extracellular matrix structural constituent; signaling receptor binding.